Molecule: messenger RNA, 4978 nt
Organism: Lingula anatina
Lineage: Eukaryota; Metazoa; Brachiopoda; Lingulata; Lingulida; Lingulidae
Source: RefSeq, a predicted model, not a curated record
UGCGGACCUUAUCUGCUGGACGGUUAGACGGCAGAGGGCACCACGUCAAAAAGAAAAAGAUCAGGUAUGAAUUAGCAGCCAUAAAAACUGAACAAUGAGAACCAGGCACCAGAGAAGAAAACCAAGUGCCAAACUGAGAGAUGGGGCAGAGGACAAAAAGAAGGUAGUCCAUAAACGGCCAAAUGCUUAUGGUAAAGAUGCCUUUGAGUUUAAUGUGGAUAGCAUUAACUUCAAAGCAGCCAACAAAAGAGCAAGUUCAGGGGCUAGUUCUAUUCAGGCAAAAAAGAAGAAACCUUCCUCUGGCCAGGGUAAAACAAAACCUCAAUCAUCACAGACUGUGACCAAGGUUGGGUCUGGAAAAUCAAAAGAUGUGGCAUCUAAAACAAAUCAACAGAAAUUCUUCUAUGUUCAGUGUCCAGCAAAGCCAUCAGUGUCCAGGGUUCAGGGCACGGCAACCAGUAACACCUCUGUGAAGAUUGUUAGUCAUGAGGGGACAAUAAAGACUACAUGUGUACAAACAGUUGCUUCAGCAUCUGCAGGUACUCACAGUAACACAUUUGUCAGUAGCCAGAGGUUACGAAAACAGAAAACAAUAUCAGGGUGCCCAUGUUGUACAGCCAAAACAAGUUUAACACACAGUCAACUGCCUUCAAAAAAUGACUUAGUUUAUCACAAAGAAACAAAGGUAAAAACUUCAGUUUCUGCAUCACAGCAACUACUUAAAAAAUCUAGUGCUACAUCUACUCACACUAGUCCAUUUUCAAGAAUGAGCCUACUUCCACAGAAGAGACCAAAUUCGGGAUCUAAAGGAAGUGACUACAGCUGCUUGGACUUCAGACCAUCUUCAAAGAAGGCUAAAUUGGAAUCUGAAUCUGACUCUGACUGUAUAAUCAUAAAAGUAAAAGGCCCAGUUUCUACAGAUAGGGAAGUACAACAGACGAUGAAGAAAAAGAAAAUCUGCAAGCCUCCUGUUGUAAACAUUGAUAAUGAACUUAACAGGGAGGUAUCCCACCCCUCGGAGAUUAUAACUCAGGAACAAUUCCUCAGUAUUUACGGGUUGGUCAGCAAGUCAGUUCUUGAAACAAACAGAAGUGCUACUCCAGAAAACCCAUGCAAGCUACACAGAUCUCCAGGUGGCAAACUGCGACGACUGAAGACUCACAAAUUCAUUUCCAAAUUCACAUCCCGCAAGCUGCACCUUGACCCAGCUAAAGUGGUCAGUCCGUUGGCUGUGCUGAACAAGAGCAGGGGGCACCUAGGCCACAUGUCCAAAGAUAUCCUGCGUCUGUAUGAUGCUCACUGUGGAAAUAAAAUGCCUCUAGUCAAACUCAACAAAGUUCUGCCAGGUUUGACUGAUAGCCAAAUUCAGCCUAGUUCAUCUUCAUCUUUGAAACUGUUCACUUCCUCAAAGCAAGAUAUCAUAGCACGUUGUGAUAACAAACAUGCUAUCUCUACAGACAAAGUUAGAGCUGGUGUUUCUGGAACCUGUGUUUAUCCACAAUACUCCAUUUCUGACACUCAUGAAGCUAGGGAGAGAAAAACUCCCCCAUUAGAAUGUGAUGAAACGCUCAGUGAUACAGACUCCCCUGGCGAAAAAACUGGUAUUAAACAAGCAGGCUACUCCUUGUUUAGAAUCUCAGACAAUGUGGUGACUUGUAUACAAGGGGAAGUGCAUGCAGAGAGUGAGGAAACCCAAGAGUUGAGGAGUCCAGAGAGGGUAGAUGAGCUGUCUUUAACUUGCAAUGAGGAGAUGAUGAAAGAGAGUGACGAGUCCUAUGGUCAAGAUGAUACCAAUAGCCAGGAAACAUCUGACACAUCCUGUAUUAAUGAAGCCAGCAUCCUUAAUGAACUUCAGCCACUGAAAGACAUAAAUCCUGUUGAGGAAGGUGCAGCAUCAGAUAAAGCAGAGCAAAGUCACCUAGUAGAUUUUGAGAACUUGUUACAUGCUCUGGCUCCAGAGAACAGUUUGAUAAGGCAGUUUUCUGAUCUCAGGAAGGAUGACAAGCAAGCGUGCAAUGUUGAUGACUAUAAAAAGAUAUCAGAAGAUGUCAGUGAUAUCAAUACAAAAAUGAAUGUUGUUUUUUAUAUGGGCAAAUGUGAUACAGACUGUGAAGCAAAAUCUCCCGAAACAACUGCUCCUGAAAGUUUUAAACAAAAUUUUGAUGGUUCACAUUCAUCUACUCAUUCAGAUUUUGAUGAAAACCAAGUCAAACGAGAGGCAAACAGUCAAAAUGUGACUGACAAAUGUAGCUUGAAUGUGAAAGUAGAAGAGCCAUGUCUGCUUUCAAAGAAGGAUGACGGGUCCUUACCACUAGAAAGAAACCAGCUUCUUUUAAUGAAAGAUGGUGCUAGACCUACCACAAGUGAUCAGUCCAAAGAUCUGAUAGCUGCCGAAGAUGCUCCUCUGGUAGAAUUGGGUUCCUGUAAUGAUAACGCCAUAAGCAAGAAAGUUGGUGCAAUUAAUGGUGAUGGUGUAAGUAGUGACACAGGCAGCAUCUCACAAGUGAUCUUUCCAAGUGACUCUGAAAUAUCUAAGGAUGAAACUGCCAUAAUGACCAGUCCAAACUGUGAAGAUACAGCAGAGUUUGAAUGCCAAAAAAUUAAAACACAUUGUGCUGUCCAAGAUACAAUGUGUCAUUUUGAUGGAUUUAAAACCUUGGAAAAUUCUGUCCAUGAUCCAAAAGCUACUUCAGAAAAUUCUGACGAAGAAAAUUUAGCUUCUUUACCUCAACCAAGUGGAUUGAGUAUUGAAGAAGCAGUUUUGGAACCUGAGGAGAUAACAGGCUCAAAGUGCUAUGUUGAAAGCUCACUUGUCAAAGUGGCAAGAUCAGAAGAUGGUGAUUAUUCAUCCAUCAUAGACACAGCUGAAAAACUUAAGCAGGAGAUAUCAGAGAAUGCAGUUAUGGCCCUAAAGGAAGCCCUUAUAGAGAGCAUUGUAGAACAAGGUCUCUCUGAGGAUUUGAUUCCAAUAGUUGACUCUGAAGAAGUGGUUGUUGGAGCAUCUGGUUUUUCCACACAGAACUCUGAAGAUCAGGGGACAACAGCCAGUGAAUGUAUAGACAUGGAAUCAGCAAGUUUUGAUGAGAAAAAACAUAAUAUUGUUGAAGAAGAUACCUCUGUGGGUGACCCUAUUAAGCAGGUAGAUAACAAAGAGUCCAGUCCAUCCGGAAGUAUGCCUCUGCUGACCACUUUACUCACAAGUACGAUGGAGACAGACUCCAAACUCACUACCAUCACAGACACCUUGGUAGAAAAGCUGUGUGCCAUGACAGAUGAGACUACAAUGGACUAUGCUACACUGAAAAAUUUGUAUAACAUUCUUCCCAACGAGACCCUUGACCUUGACCUGCCAGUGGAAUAUGAGAAUGAAAUUUCCACAAGGUCAAGGCCAGUGACACCUGAACAUGACAUGGUGCCAACUUACUUCCCUCCUGCAGGAGAAAGGCGUGAAAGGGAGACCUCACCAAUAAUUGAAGAAGGGCUUCCAGCUCCAGAGGUUUAUGGAGAACGGGUUGAAGUAGAGCCAGGGUCCAGUACGGCUGACCAGCAUUGUCCAAGCAGUACAACUUCAGCCAUUGCUAGCAAGUCCCCUGCUAUGAUGAAAAUGAUGAAAGUUAUUUUUCGCCCCAUGAGAAACCCAUGGAUUUGUGGACAAACCAGUCUUGAUGUCAAUGAUGUUAACAUGCCACGUGCAUGUCGCAUACCUCACAUAUGUGAUGUGUGUUGGGUGAAUGAUCAUGCUUAUUGUCGCAACAUGAAACGUGGAAGUGCAGCUCUUGGAAGCUGCCUGCAUAAUUUCAAACCAUGUGAGCAUUUUACCUAUGAUACUCUUAAAAAGACCAUGGACGUCAUUGAAAUCAAAGGUUUGGCUCCUAGACAGUUGCCCAACAUAUUGAGGAGAAAGAAAAAAGACAAAUGAGCAUCUUAUAAAUUUGUUAAAUCUUCAUUAAUUCAACAAUAUCUACUAUAGAUUUGCAUGAGAAUACAUGCAUAGAAAAGAUAUUCUUCUAAAGAUAUAAAGUUAAACCAUGUUUGAGAAAGUACAUUUAAGAGUGAUAAGAUGUAUGAGACAUUAUUGUUGUUAUACAGGUGUUAAAAUACAUAAUGGAAGACAUACUAUCAAGAGUGCAAUUUUAGGUAUUACCACAGACUGUAAGUUAUGUAGUUGCACUAUUUAUGUUGUGCAUGCUUAUGUGCGAUUAAAGGUUUCCUAAUUUUUUUUGUUUAUUCAACAGUUUUGUUUAGCAUGGAAUGCAUUUGAGUAUAUAAAUAUAAUUUACGAACAUAUAAAUAUAAACAUAUAAUUAUAAAUAUAAUAUUAUUUACGAACAAUUAAAGUUGCUUACAAGCAUUUGUUUAGAUAGAUAGAUAUUCUUUUGUUAGCUUUCCUUGCAAGCUUCAUUCAGUUAAUAAUUCAGAAAAAGUCUAUUAUUCAGAUAAUGGUAUGUUUAAUGAGUCAUUUAGUGUUUAUUUCAUCAGGGAUGUUACAGAAAUAAAUUAAAGAAUUUCAUCUUUUUAUUUGACAAGCUCUUUCAUAUUUUGAAUGUUACAGGUGUGCAUAGACUAUAAGGUACUUUUUAUGUCAUGUGUCUUGUGAUUGGUAAUCAUUAUAAUAUUUAUUGUCACUGUACAGAAUUAUUUAAUGUUGAAAAUGUUUUUCUUCAAUGGCAUACAUUCAUCAGAAAGCAGCAUGCUAACCACAAAUGAUAUGUUAAUUGGUUAUAUUUUUCCACAUGGACACCAUUGUCUUUUACAGCGCUUGACCACAGAUUGUUUACAAUAUAUAUAAUCAGAAAAAGAAGUAUCUGUAGGAUUGUUAACCUUUUAAAGCUUAUGUUAUGCCCUAUUUGAUUUUGACUUAUGUAAGUGGUGUAUGGAUCAGUUAUAUCUAUAUCUUCAAUUCUGUAAGUUCUGUUUCAGUCGUGUCAUUAAAGUAAGGUAUCUACAUUCAGAGUAAAAAAUAUAUUGUGAUUAUGAA